AAGCGACAGAGGUGCUGUGUAAUCAGUAGGGAGUUGAGGCACUCGGAGCACCUAAAAUGCCGGAUUACCUCGGUGCCGAUCAGCGGAAAACCAAAGAGGAUGAGAAGGACGACAAGCCCAUCCGAGCUCUGGAUGAGGGGGAUAUUGCCUUGCUGAAAACUUAUGGUCAAAGCACUUACUCUAGGCAGAUAAAGCAAGUUGAAGAUGACAUUCAGCAACUUCUCAAGAAAAUUAAUGAGCUCACUGGUAUUAAAGAAUCGGAUACUGGCCUGGCCCCACCAGCACUCUGGGAUUUGGCUGCAGAUAAGCAAACACUGCAGAGUGAACAGCCUUUGCAGGUUGCGAGGUGUACGAAGAUAAUCAAUGCUGAUUCGGAGGACCCAAAGUACAUUAUCAAUGUGAAGCAGUUUGCCAAGUUUGUGGUGGACCUCAGUGAUCAGGUAGCACCUACUGACAUUGAAGAAGGGAUGAGAGUUGGGGUGGACAGAAAUAAGUAUCAGAUUCACAUUCCGCUGCCUCCCAAGAUUGACCCAACAGUUACCAUGAUGCAGGUGGAAGAAAAACCUGAUGUCACAUACAGUGAUGUGGGUGGCUGUAAGGAACAGAUUGAGAAACUUCGAGAAGUAGUAGAAACACCAUUACUUCAUCCAGAGAGGUUUGUUAACCUUGGCAUUGAGCCUCCCAAGGGUGUGCUGCUCUUUGGUCCGCCGGGUACAGGCAAGACCCUCUGUGCUCGGGCAGUUGCCAACAGGACUGACGCUUGCUUCAUUCGAGUUAUUGGAUCUGAACUUGUACAGAAGUACGUCGGUGAGGGGGCUCGAAUGGUUCGUGAGCUCUUUGAAAUGGCCAGAACAAAAAAAGCCUGCCUUAUCUUCUUUGAUGAAAUUGAUGCUAUUGGAGGGGCUCGUUUUGAUGAUGGUGCUGGAGGAGACAACGAAGUGCAGAGAACGAUGCUGGAACUGAUCAAUCAGCUGGAUGGUUUUGAUCCUCGAGGUAACAUUAAAGUGCUGAUGGCCACUAACAGACCUGAUACUUUGGAUCCAGCACUGAUGAGGCCAGGGAGAUUGGACAGAAAGAUUGAAUUUAGCUUACCUGAUCUGGAGGGUCGGACUCACAUUUUUAAGAUUCACGCUCGUUCAAUGAGUGUUGAAAGAGAUAUCAGAUUUGAGUUGUUAGCACGACUGUGUCCAAAUAGCACUGGUGCUGAGAUUAGAAGCGUCUGCACAGAAGCUGGUAUGUUUGCCAUCAGAGCACGGCGAAAAAUUGCUACUGAAAAGGAUUUCUUGGAGGCUGUAAAUAAGGUCAUUAAAUCUUACGCCAAAUUCAGUGCUACUCCCCGCUAUAUGACAUACAACUGAUUCCCCGAAGGCUUUCAUGAAAACACCUCUUUUCAUUGGCAUCCUAACUUUAUUAAAUAGACUUGUUAAUAACCAUUACACACACAAAAAUAAAGCAUUUCAAAAUUGUAUGUUUUCUUCAGAUGUCUAUUCUCUGUAGUACAAUAAAAGGUGAUAUCUAAUGUCAUCAGGCAGAUAUGAUGUGUAUUGUGUUUUGAUCACUACCAUUUAAGGGUCCCAUAUCAUAAAGUGCUUGCUUAGAC
Messenger RNA from Neomonachus schauinslandi (Hawaiian monk seal), 1600 nucleotides. RefSeq names its product proteasome 26S subunit, ATPase 2 (gene PSMC2). NCBI's taxonomy places the organism in Eukaryota, Metazoa, Chordata, Mammalia, Carnivora, Phocidae. Gene Ontology annotation, cellular component: proteasome regulatory particle, base subcomplex. Bases 57 to 1358 code for a protein of 433 amino acids. Gene Ontology annotation, molecular function: proteasome-activating activity; ATP binding; ATP hydrolysis activity. The transcript has 12 exons. The record is from RefSeq and is a predicted model, not a curated record. Gene Ontology annotation, biological process: proteasome-mediated ubiquitin-dependent protein catabolic process.